AUGGUGGUUCUGCCUGCAUGCGGCCGAUCUGGGGAAACUAACGUCUUUUGGAAAAACAUGGUUUCCGAAAACGGGCGAAAACCACUGGCGGCCAGUGGGAUGAAGCCGAACGGAGACCUUAAAAGCGCUCCGCAUGCCUCCAAAUACCGUCCUCGGUUCAAAAACCCGCCGCUUCCAGCAGUCAAUGAGUUUCGGCUAGACCACAUACUUGCGAAUCCGCUCCGACAAGAAUCUGGAGCGGUGGUGCAAUCGCUUUUGAAUGUGAAGUCCAACUACCAGAAAGAUCUUCGGCUGGAGAUCCGGCGCGCGUUGACCAUCGAGCAGAAAAUCCAGUUUUUGAACAUUCGUGUGGCCAAACUAGCCCAUAAGAUCGAAAAACGGUUGGAGCAACGCACGAGAAGAAUUGGCCGGGCGACAAGUGCGAAAAAGACGGGCCAGGAUUUGCUGGCGGAGGUCGACCGCUUGCUUGAUCUGGCGACGGAUGUGUCGCAGCAGUUUUUUCGCUUGGUUCAGCGUGCUCAAGAGCAAAAAGUGUUUCCAGACCCGGCGAAGUACCCUCGCCUAGCCAAGUUGAUGCAAGGUAAAAACGGGAAUGGACUGACAGAGGGGAGCGAGAGCUUUGUGCAGACAGAGCGGAAUGGAAAGAAAGAGGACAAGACGAAAGUGGACAUGAAAGAGGACAAGAUGAAAGUGGACAAAUUGGACAAAGUGGACAAAGUGGACAAGACCAAAGUGGACAAGACCAAAGUGGACAAGACCAAGGUGGACAAGACCAAGAUGGACAAGACCAAAAUGGACAAGACCAAAGUGGAUAUACAGAAUGAGAACGACUCUCCCAGCAACUCGGAACAUGCUUCCCCAAUUCUGGAACAUAGUCCAUCCCAUUCGCCGCAAAAUACGUCGGCUUUUCGACCAAUCACAUCGACCUCAGACACACACGAUGAUGGAAGCCUACCGAAACCAGUAUCGAACGGCUCCAAAGGAGCAGAACCUGCUUCUGCAGAUUUUCACACCGCUCUUGUCAGUAAUGGAAAUUCCGAAAGCUCAAAUGCCAAAAGCCAGGCCACUUUUGACGAAACACCACACACGCCAGAAGAAAUGGACCCGGCCGCUUUCGAGCUUCUUCUCGAAGACAAUAUCGCCAAAUACAGAGACAAACAAGCGGCCAAGUACUCGCCUACAAAAGCACCGGACCACGCCGGAUCAAGCCCGCUACGACUUCUUUACUCGUAUUCUCUGCUAGCGCAAAGCGACAUGCUCAAGCCGCUUCUUGGAGUUCCUCCAAGCGGGCCUUUCACUGCCGUGACAAAAGCAUGUGCAACGGUGGUCGAAACGCCUCAAACGUCGUUGCACAAAAAGCUUCGUAUCACAUCGGAGCCGUCACUGCAGCAGUUGCGCGAGGUGAUUGCGUUUUCCGAGUCGGAAGAAAGUGCCGUUGACGAUACAGAUCUCUGGACUUCGUCCGGAAUAUAUACCGAGUCGGACGAAUCAGGCGACUCGAGCUCCGAGCAAGACAGCUCCUCCGACUGUGACGAGACCAGCCGCUACUACAUGUCGUUCCAGAAGAAGACCCGGGCGAAAAAGCGGCGGCCGUACAAGCGAAUGUCGCCAACGCCGAAGCAUCAUCCGCUGCAUAGAACACUCCAGCCAAAGAAGUCAAUACUAAAGAUGGAGAAGCCUAAGGCAGUUCCCAAAACCGAGAUGCCCACGCCUUACCGUCUGAGUCCACAAGCGUCCUUUGCCAGCGAAUUUGCAUCGGGAAUGAUCAUUCGCAGCGGGGAAAGCGAAAACCGGUCGGACUCGGAUCUGGAGGGGCACACCAUCGAAAAGCUACGGCAGUUGUUGGACUAG
This is a messenger RNA of Clavispora lusitaniae ATCC 42720, 1851 nucleotides long. RefSeq lists its product as uncharacterized. Lineage: Eukaryota; Fungi; Ascomycota; Pichiomycetes; Serinales; Metschnikowiaceae. The record is from RefSeq and is a predicted model, not a curated record.